Schizosaccharomyces octosporus yFS286 is the source of this 1850-nucleotide messenger RNA. RefSeq names its product carboxylic acid transporter. Gene Ontology annotation, biological process: transport. Gene Ontology annotation, molecular function: transmembrane transporter activity. NCBI's taxonomy places the organism in Eukaryota, Fungi, Ascomycota, Schizosaccharomycetes, Schizosaccharomycetales, Schizosaccharomycetaceae. The coding region runs from base 470 to 1351 and encodes 293 amino acids. The record is from RefSeq and is a predicted model, not a curated record. The transcript has a single exon.
CAAAGUCAAGCUUUUCCAAAAUUUUACAGCAGGAAGCGAAACUUCAGGUAGAGAAACAAAUUUAUAAAGUGUCGUUGUUGAGGCCUCUUCUUGUGGAAUUACUAGUAUUAAUGGAAGUAUGAUCCAAUUUAUAAUAAUCAAAAUAACUGAGUAGAAUUUAUCUGUAUGGAUUGAAUGGUUUCGAACUUCUAAAAUAAAGGCUACAUUACUUUAGUUUUCUUUUCUAUAGAGACAGUUUGAUUUGAUAUAUGGAACACCAUAUUUUUGGAUACUCUAAGGUAUAAAACUAAAACUAUACGAAUCAAAAAGACAAGAAUAAUAGUGAUAGAGUAAACUUUUGCAUUCAGAUAGAAGGUCGUCAGAGUUUGCUUUUAGCAGUGUUGCAACACUUUGACAGUAUUGUGAAUUUCCCGUGCUAAAUUUUCUUAUUGCGUUACUAUUCCCCAACGAUUUUGGAAAGUGCUAAAGGAUGGGACAUAUGGAUAAUAAAUCCUCCAUCCAAACUCGCUCCCCAAGCAGUACGUUUUCUGCAGCCGUACUUUCAUCUGCAAUUAGCAACGUUGUCGGUUUCCCUCUGGACUCUAUAAAAGUUCGCCAACAGACGUACCAAUUUCCAACAAUACGAUCUUGUUUUCAGAAUGCUAUUCAGCACGAAGGUUUCCGUGGCCUAUAUAGGGGGUUUACACUUCCUCUAAUUUCAGCAACCUUGUCACGUUCAGUUUCAUUUACCUUGUAUGAGUCGUUUAAGUAUUCCUUUGAAAAUACACCACCAUCUGCACGUUACUUUUUGUCUGGUUUGGGUACGGGAUCUGUUAUUUCAUUGUUUGCAUGCCCCUUUGAAUAUUCAAAGCUAUAUUCCCAACUACAUGCUCUAAUACGGAAACAAGAAUUACAGAAGAACAUAAGUAAGGACUACAAAUCCUCUCAGCGGCCGCUCUCUUCAUUUCAUAGUGCUAGCGAUAUUGUACGCCGGUACGGGUUUUCUUCUUUAUGGAACGGUUAUAGGUAUCACUUAGCACGGGAUGCAUUUGGUUCUGCUUGUUAUUUCACCAUCUAUGAGACGAUUAAAGGAUUUUUGAUUUCGAAUCAAAUUACUCCUAGUUUUGCAUAUGCGUUUUCAGGCGCUUUUUGUGGUGCUUUAUCUUGGAUAUUAGUUUUCCCAAUUGAUACCGCUAAAUCUAUAAUACAGAAAAACACACUUCUUUCCGUGAAAACACCUCUCUCUUCUAUACCUUGGCUCUCAUUUUCUAUAUAUCGUGGAAUUGGUAUCUCGCUCGUGCGAAGCGCUUUAAUCAACUCUUGCAAUUUUACCCUUUUUGAGGCACUGCGAGAUGCCUCGUUCUUUCAAUAGAAACGCUAUUUAUGAGUAAAAACACUAAGGUUUUAAAUUUAAAAACCUAGACAACUUUUGAAAGUUCUGGUGAAUGAAAACUCAUUAGAAUUUGAAGAUGGUUCCUUCCCUCUUUGCAAAAAAAUGAAUAAAGGAAUCUGUCAAGGCCCUUUGAAACGCGAUAUUCAGUUCUCCUUUAGCCUUUUGGUUAUUUUGUUUAUUUCAGCAGUCUCUCUUUUCUGUCGUGCAAAUUUCAGCUGUGAUAUCGUUCUUGAUUUUGCUUAUGAUCUAUUCGUCUCCAUUGUUGAGUAUUAUGAAGAGAUGAAUUUUUACUAUUUUGUUUUAUAGCUUUUGAUAAUUUCAGGAAAAUGAUUUCUGAUUCUUCAAUAUGUAUAUAUACUUUUUUUGGAUUCAAAGAAUUGGCUAAAGAAACUUGUAGAUAAUUUGAAGAUGCGAGUAUUUCUAUAAAUAUUUAAUAAAUUCAUUAUUGUUAAUGCUAAUUAUAUGCAACCCAUGAGUU